CUUCCUUUCUGGCAGCGGCUUAAUCUACGCCAACAUGCCACUCGCAAAAGACUUGCUGCACCCAACCCCUGAGGAGGAGAGGAGGAGGCACAAGAAGAAGCGUCUCGUUCAGAGUCCCAAUUCUUAUUUCAUGGAUGUCAAGUGUCCAGGAUGUUAUAAGAUCACAACUGUGUUCAGCCAUGCGCAGACAGUAGUGCUUUGUGUGGGCUGCUCAACUGUGCUGUGUCAGCCCACUGGAGGCAAAGCUCGACUCACAGAAGGAUGUUCCUUCAGAAGGAAGCAGCAUUAAGAUGUUCUCUGGAUGCUUGCUUAGAGGGCGAGAGAGAGGGUGAGAGAGAGACAAGAUGAUGAUCUGGCCUUCAUGACUGCCAAUGUCUGGUUAUUUCACAGAAACAAGAAAAUAUAACCAAAACACCCUCAAGGACAGGCAGGAAUGUUCACCAAACUGUCACUUUUUUUCUCUUUCUGUUUCAGUCUCAAUAAAAUGUUUGGGCUAAAA
Molecule: messenger RNA, 499 nt
Organism: Paramisgurnus dabryanus
Lineage: Eukaryota; Metazoa; Chordata; Actinopteri; Cypriniformes; Cobitidae
Gene: rps27.1
Product: ribosomal protein S27, isoform 1
Biological process (GO): translation
Cellular component (GO): ribosome
Molecular function (GO): structural constituent of ribosome
Source: RefSeq, a predicted model, not a curated record